Molecule: messenger RNA, 1031 nt
Organism: Aricia agestis (brown argus)
Lineage: Eukaryota; Metazoa; Arthropoda; Insecta; Lepidoptera; Lycaenidae
Gene: PIG-P
Product: phosphatidylinositol N-acetylglucosaminyltransferase subunit P
Exons: 4
Coding region: 529-1011 (160 amino acids)
Source: RefSeq, a predicted model, not a curated record
UCUGCAAACACUGACCUCUAUUCAGUGUCUGCAAAUGACCAAAAAUUUGAAAAAUUUGGCCCCAAUAAUUCCCCAUGAAUCUAUUUAGGUACAUAAAUAAUACUGUAAAUGUACAAGUAUCCCUUAGUAGUCUGUGCAGAUGUAUAGUGGUGGUCACUGGUGCCUGAGGUGGUCACAUUUAAGAUAUUUUAUCUCUACUUUGGACAUGUCACAAUUCACAUGCCUGAUGAAUAUUACCUACCCAAAUAAUGAUUAUGGGCGAUAGCCAAGAGAAGUCUAUCCACUUAAAUAUACCCUUUUCUAAGAAAGAACAUGCUAAGAUAGCCUAUGAUGUGUUGGGUGUAGAUGAAGAGCUAAAGAAAAGUGGAAUAAAAAGGAUUAUUCAUAUUAUUGAUGAUCUCAAUUUAGCUGUUGAGUUCACAGGAGCAGAUUUGAAGAAAUUAAGAACAUCCGUAAAUGCCUUUUUAAAAAAUAUUACAUUGAUAGUGAAGACUUUUGAAUGCUUUAGGUGAAUAUAGAGUAGGAACUAUGCCCGAACAUACCCCGGCCCCGACACCUGCAAGAUCAUUAUAUGGAUUUUUUAUGUAUUUGUUUAGUAAAACAAUGCUAGCAACUUACUGUAUAUGGGCAUUUACUCCCAGUUACCAUCUCCAUUAUUUAAAUAUCUACUACUAUCCACAGAAAUAUUGGGCCACAGCAAUACCUAUACAGUGUUUGGUGGCUCUGACCAUGUUUGCUUUCUUUGUAUAUCCUAGUUCAAAUUUGAUGCUAACCUGUGGAAUAGACAGCAUUCAUUCUAUUAGUGAUAAUUACUCUCAAACAAGUAAUGUGAAUAAUAAACCUAUUAAUUCAAGUUAUAAUGAAUGUGUGUGCUUGGAUGAUAAAAUAUGUUUUAAGAAUAAAUAUGUAGCCUCAUGUAAAGAACUAAAAGAAAACACUGUACCACCACUCUUAGAUUUAGAUAUACGGAUGGUAUCAAGAAAAUUAUAUUUAAAUAGGAAAUUAAAGUAAGUAAGUACAGGUAAAUAUUG